Equus quagga is the source of this 802-nucleotide messenger RNA. RefSeq names its product keratin-associated protein 4-8-like. The record is from RefSeq and is a predicted model, not a curated record. NCBI's taxonomy places the organism in Eukaryota, Metazoa, Chordata, Mammalia, Perissodactyla, Equidae. Gene Ontology annotation, cellular component: keratin filament. The coding region runs from base 59 to 499 and encodes 146 amino acids. The transcript has a single exon.
CAAACUCAAGAACCUCACUCUCCUGGAAACCCACCCAGAACCUCCACCCUCUGACGCCAUGGUCAGCUCCUGUUGUGGCUCCGUCUGCUCUGACCAGGGCUGUGGCCAGGAGACCUGCUGCCGCCCCAGCUGCAGUGUGUCCAGCUGCUGCAGGCCCCAGUGCUGCCAGUCUGUGUGCUGCCAGCCCACCUGCUGCCACCCCAGCUGCUGCAUUUCUAGUUGUUGCCGCCCCUCCUGCUGUGGUUCCAGCUGCUGCAGGCCCAGUUGCUGCAUCUCUAGCUGCUGUCGCCCCAGCUGCUCCAUCUCCAUCUGCUGCAGGCCCCAGUGCUGCCAGUCUGAGUGCUGCCAGCCCACCUGCUGCAUUCCUAGUUGCUGCCGCCCCUCCUGCUGUCUGCGCCCAGUCUGUGGCUGGGUCUCCUGCCACACCACUUGCUAUCGGCCCACCUGUGUCAUCUCCACCUGCCCCCGCCCUGUGUGCUGUGCCUCUUCCUGCUGCUGAAUCUCUGCCUGUAAUCUUUGUCACACUAUGGAUGUCCUCACAAGUCAUAUAAAAUCUGCUGGAGCCAGCCAGUGACUGGGGAAUGGACUCUUAGCUGCCAACUCUUCUGAUUUGACAUUCAGAGUUGGUAUUCAGUUCUAGGAAAUGACAGAUGAAAGCACAUUCAUCAGAUGAUUUUAACCCAGGCCCAAAUGCGUCUAUUUUCAGACAAGCACUGUGGUCAUCCUAAUUAUAUAGUGAUUGUGAUGAUCUCAUGUGACAUUAUUUCCAUAUGUUGUUAAUAAACAGCCAUUUCCCCUGAUA